Molecule: messenger RNA, 3618 nt
Organism: Acipenser ruthenus (sterlet)
Lineage: Eukaryota; Metazoa; Chordata; Actinopteri; Acipenseriformes; Acipenseridae
Product: nucleoporin p58/p45-like
Exons: 16
Coding region: 314-2137 (607 amino acids)
Biological process (GO): nucleocytoplasmic transport
Cellular component (GO): nuclear pore
Molecular function (GO): structural constituent of nuclear pore
Source: RefSeq, a predicted model, not a curated record
CAAUCCUCCACAAUCCCAUCAGCCCCCCAAAUCAGCAGCGCACAAUUGUGCUCAGCGCGGAAACAGAAAAUACAGUGGCACGAAAUAUUGUUUUUUCACGGAGUUUUAAACAAUAUGUGUGAAAUGAUCAUAGCGAAUUCCUUACUUAUUGCAUCUUAAGGUAUAUAAGUAUGUUUGUUUUGAUGCUUUGAUUGUACGCAGGACGCUCUGUGUCAGUCUUGUUUCAAUCCCGCCGCUAGCAUAGCAGGCCUCCACGUUUAACGUGUGAAACGCAAGCGAAUCUUAUUUAUGAUAAUAAGAGGCUUAUUUAAAAAUGUCUGGGUUUAACUUCGGCGCCGGAGCUGGAGGGUUGAGUUCUACAGUCUCGGCUGGAGGAGGGUUUGGCGCAUUUGGAGCUGCCGCCGGUGCUUCAAGUAACCCUGCUGGCACAGGGGGCUUCACCCUGGGCAACAUGGCCUCUGUGGCUCCGACGAUCGGUGCUGGCACCACCACCACCACCACCUCAUCCCUGGGACUUGGAGGCGGACUCUUUGGGCAAACAAAACCUGCCACUGGCUUCUCCUUCGGGGGAGCCCCCACUGGAACCGCAGCAACAUCGACUGUGACAGGGCUGACAUUGGGGGCACCUGCAACCACGGCUGCGGCUACAACAGGCUUCAGUUUAGGGUUUAGUAAACCAGCCGCCUCCGCCGGCCCCUUCAGUCUUCCCACCGCGGGAGGGGGCCUCUCUUUGGGGUCCACACUGACGUCGGCAAUGCCAGCAGGUUCGACUGGGUUUUCGCUCAGCCUGGGCAGCACCCCGGCUUCAUCUACAGCAUUAACAGGCCUGUCGCUGGGUUCUUCAGGGUUAGGGUCCAGUCUGUUUGCAAGCUCUGCAGCCACAGGUCUCGGACAGGGUUUUGGACAAGGUCUCGGGCAGAGCUCUCUAGGCUUGGGCUUGACUUUAGCAGCUCCUGCAGCUACUACCAGCCAGGGUCUUGGAGGAGUUGAUUUCACUAACUCUUCGGAGAAAAAGAGUGACAAAUCAUCAGGAGCCAGACCAGAGGAUAGUAAAGCGCUUAAGGAUGAAAACCUACCUCCUGUCAUCUGCCAAGAUGUAGACAAUUUUCAAAAGUUUGUGAAGGAGCAGAAACAGGUUCAGGAGGAUAUCAGCCGCAUGUCCUCCAAGGCAAUGCAGAAAGUGCAGGAUGAUAUUAAGAGUCUGAAGCAGCUGCUGUCUGUGUCUGCCAGUGGCCUGCAGAGAAACUCCCAGGCCAUUGAUAAGCUGAAGAUUGAAACGGCACAGGAACUCAAAAACGCAGAAAUUUCCUUACGGACGCAGAAGAUCCCUCCUGGUCUGCAGCAUGAAAACACCGCCCCAUCUGACUACUUCCGGGUGCUGGUUGCGCAGUUUGAAGUGCAGUUGCAGCUCUAUCGACAGCAGAUAGAGGAACUGGAGAACCACCUGACCGCCCAGGCCAGCAGCUCGCACAUCACGCCUCAAGACCUGUCUCUAGCCUUGCAGAAACUCUACCAGACCUUUGUGGCUCUAGCUGCUCAGCUGCAGUCUGCACAUGAAAACGUGAAGAUCCUGAAACAUCAAUACCUGGACUACCGGAAAGUGAUCCUGGAAGACUCCACAGAUGUGUUCGAGUCCAAGCGGGCUGCUACCAAGAAGUAUCGGGCCGCCCCGCGUGUCACCACUGGCCCCACCCCUUUCAGCAGUAUACCCAAUGCAGCAGCCAUUGCCAUGGCUGCAACACUAACCCAGCAGCAACAGCCUGCUACAGGAGCACAGCCGUCUCUGGGGGCUAGUUUCGGAGCGCCCUUCGGCUCAGGUAUGAGCACUGGCUUGCAGUCAAGUGGCUUGGGCUCUACAAGCCUUGGAGCGUUUGGCAGCGCCCCUGGCUUUGGAAGUGGUGCUGCAGGAAGCUCCACCUUUGGAUUUGGAUCUGCAAGCAAGCCCUCUGGAAGUCUUAGUGCAGGCUUUGGCAGCUCUGGCACAACUUCAGGGUUCAACUUCAGCACCCCCGGCAUCACGGCGUCGGCCGGCCUGAUGUUCGGGGUGUCCAACCCCCCUGCCGCAGGGUUCGGGACAGGGGGGCAGCUGCUGCAGCUCAAGAAACCCCCCGUGGGAAACAAGAGGGGCAAAAGAUAAGACUCGCCCAGAAAUCCUGAAGGGAAUGUAGAGGUAGACAAGCCAAUGACGUUACAUUCGAAAAUAUCUAUUUUUAUAAGUUAAAAAGGUGUAAAAAAAAAAAAAAGGUCAAAUGGGUACUAUGUGGUGGUGGUGGUAAUGACUUGUUUGUUUAAUAUUUUAUUUUUUUGGUUUUUUUUACCCGUGUCGAAGGUAACUAUUACGUAAAAAUGUACUGCGUGAAUCUCAAGCUGAAAAGACUGGUGGUCGAGACUAGGUUUUGCCACAUGUGGAUAUUUAAUAAGUGAUGAUGGCAUGGAUCAGUUAUGGUGACAUGACUUUCUCUGAGUAUUAGAGUUGUGUUUAAUUGAAUCUGUCAGUGUAAUAGUGUGCAUUCAUUGGAGAAUUACCAGUUGUAUUUUAUUAUCCUUAAAAGCAAACAUGAGUUGAUAUUGCUUUAAUUGUGAUACAAAAGAUGCCUUACUUUGUACUGCAGGAUAUGUAAUAAUAAUAAUUCUAAUGAAUUCUAAUUCCGGUAGCUUCAGCAUUGCUAAGGAUUAUGAAAGCAUAUGUACCAUUGGGUUUUCUUCCCCUGGUGUUCGGCAUGCGAUUUGAAUGCAAGCGUGAGGUAUUGCUGGUUUUACAUGUAUGAGUAUGUACAGUAGCUCAGCUGUAGGACAUGCGGGUGAGAAGUUAGGAUAAUAAUGUCUUGUUUUGUUUUUCAUUACAAAGUGUACCUUUUUAAAGGUGUUAAUGGCACAUACUGCUGUAUAAGCAUCCCAAAAACAGAACUAAUUUGUUAAUGAGAUUAAAAAGGGCACAGGUGUGAAGAGGGAUUGUCUGAGGCAGGGGAUUCUCGUCCUUCAGGUUUUAUGUGGUUUCAUGAAUCAUUUGAACGCACUUGCGGUAUGGGGGUGUAGCAUUCUCUUAGUACGUGCUUGUUUUUAAGGAGUGCAAGGAAAUGCUUGUUACCUUUUAAGACCUCUGAGGUUAAACCAGAAUUAAAACGAUUCCGACAGCAGGAAGGUCCGACCCAUUAGAAAAUAAUUCUUACCACAGCACUUCUCCAGUUGAGGCAGGUACUAGUCUGGUUUCAAGCAAGAAGGUUGCAGUAUGUCAGUGUUUUGGUUAGGUUUUUUUUUCCCUUUGCGUGUGAGCUGCUGGGUUUGUCUCUGUCUGCAGUGUAUUGGUGGGGUCGUCUGGUAGUAACCCAUCUGACUUUCCCAGUUUUGCUUCUACGUUUAAAUAACAAGACUUUUUGUGUUGUAUCUGCAAGGUCAUUCAGUUUGUAUGUGUUAAAAGAUCUCUGAAUUUGUAAAUUAAAUGGGUAUUUUUUUUUGUGUGUGUUCUGUUUUUCUAAGAGUCCACAAUGUUUUAUUACCAAAAUACAUAAAUAUAUACAUUUUACUACAACUAUAUAUGCAUCAGAAUGUAUGUGUAAACAUGUAUUUUUCAACUUGAAACAGUAAACCAAUUUAAUAAAAACCGUAUUUCACAAAAAA